GGUGUGGAUUGGGGUAGAGGAAAGAGAAAGUUCUAGAGGAUCCAACAAUAAAUGCAACUGGGGUAACCUGUCACCUUGGAUACAUUUUGGGGUUAGCCAGAUAUCAGCCCAGAGGUGUGUCCUGGAAGUCAGAAGAUACAGCAAGCAGCUAAGCAAAUCUGUAGAAGCUUAUGUCGAAGAAGCUGUGGUAAGGAGAGAAUUGUCAGACAAUUAUUGCUUCUCCCAGAAAAAUUAUGAUAAGCUUGAUGGAGCAUAUGAAUGGGCUCGCAAAACCCUAGAGGACCACAGGCAAGGAAACACUGGAGGAAGGAAAACACAUGAUGAACUUUGGAAUUCUGCUCAGAUACAAUUGGUGACUGAGGGUAAAAUGCAUGGCUUCUUUAGAAUGUAUUGGGCAAAGAAGAUUCUGGAGUGGAUGAAGAGUCCAGAUGAUUCCUUGGCAACAGCAAACUAUCUCAAAGACAAAUAUAGUCUGAUGGGAGAGAUCCAUGGCUAUGUUGGUUGCAUGUGGUCUAUAUGUGGCAUCCAUGACCAGGGCUGGGGAGAGAGACAGGUGUUUGGAAAGAUCCGUUACAUGAAAUUUUGA
This is a messenger RNA of Penaeus monodon (black tiger shrimp), 586 nucleotides long. RefSeq names its product deoxyribodipyrimidine photo-lyase-like. Gene Ontology annotation, biological process: photoreactive repair. The record is from RefSeq and is a predicted model, not a curated record. Gene Ontology annotation, molecular function: deoxyribodipyrimidine photo-lyase activity. NCBI's taxonomy places the organism in Eukaryota, Metazoa, Arthropoda, Malacostraca, Decapoda, Penaeidae.